Lindgomyces ingoldianus is the source of this 648-nucleotide messenger RNA. RefSeq lists its product as uncharacterized. Lineage: Eukaryota; Fungi; Ascomycota; Dothideomycetes; Pleosporales; Lindgomycetaceae. The record is from RefSeq and is a predicted model, not a curated record. The coding region runs from base 1 to 648 and encodes 215 amino acids. The transcript is spliced from 3 exons.
AUGCCCCUCGCACUUGGAAUACCCACAGACGAUGAGUUUCAAGUCUUUGUCCCUAUGAUGUUCGAAGCUAUGGGCGGACGAAGCGAGUUCGUAAAUGCAGUCUGGCCGGAUGGACACACGAAGGAAGGGCAAGAGAUGUCAGUCCAGCGGUUCCUCUUUCUGAAACAGAUCGACCCAUCCACAAGGUGGUCCAAAGUCACCGACACGGAUACAGGAGAGAUAUUAGGAGUCGCGCAGUGGAAUGUUUAUGAAGAUGCAAAACCUCAGGAGAUGAUCGUUGAUGGACCCCCUGGAACCUGGAAGAAUGAUGACGAAAAAGAGUUUGCUCAAGAGAUUUUCAAAUCCUUCAUGGAAGAGCGGUGGAAGUUUAUCCGAGAAAAUGACCUCCCAAUUAUUGCACUCAACAUCAUGACUGUAGCUCCUAAGCACCAGUAUCAAGGGGUCGGCACACUUCUUCAAAAGUGGGGAACAGAUCUUGCCGACAAGAUUGGAGCAACUUGCAUUGUCGAAGCCACGGUAGAAGGGCGCUGGCUUUACGAAAAAGGUGGAUUCGUGGUUCAGCGACACCACCUACUAGAAGUUCCUCAGAAGUUUCAAGGUCGACAGCAGCAACGCAUAUUCUUCAUGACAAGGCCAAGGCGCUCUUAG